Messenger RNA from Entrophospora candida, 801 nucleotides. The record is from the annotation of a GenBank genome assembly. Lineage: Eukaryota; Fungi; Glomeromycota; Glomeromycetes; Entrophosporales; Entrophosporaceae.
AUGUCUUUUGCUCCCGCGAAUAUUGCAAAUAUUGCAGAUUUUAUAAAAAGACUUUACAGAAUGCUCGAAGAUAGAUCUUAUGCACAUAUUGUAUCAUGGGGUAUAACAGGAGAUACUUUUGUUGUUCAUGAACCAAAGGAAUUCUCAAAAUCAAUUUUACCGCAACAUUUUAAACAUAAUAAAAUGGCUAGCUUUGUGCGUCAACUUAAUAAAUAUGAUUUUCAUAAAAUAAAAACCAAUGAUGAAGAAUCAAGACUUUACAACGAUCAGGCAUGGGAGUUUCAACAUCCUAAUUUUCAACAUAAUCAAAAUAACAGAAACAGCGACAACAACAAAGAUAAUUCGUUAUCAGAAGAUAUAAAUACUCGAAUAGAUAAUUUGACUCAAAUACACACUGAUUUAUCAAUUAAUAUGAAUAUUUUAUCAAGAAACUGGAACAAUUUAAUUAGAAAUCCGAAUCCUACAAUAACAUCAAAUACAAUUUUCACAAACACUGAUACUAAUAAUAAUAAUCACAAUCAUAAUAAUAAUCACAAUCAUCAUAAUAAUAAUAAUCAAUUAAUUAAUUCCACGGAAAGCACAUCUCAUUCUCAUAAUCAAUUUUCAGAACAAUUACCCACUACUAACACUACAAGACCACUAUUACCAACGAUCAUAACUGAAUCAAUAGAGUUACAUCAUCAACAACUACACCUAUCACCAUAUUUAAAUGGAUUAUCAGCGAUUAAUAAAAUAAAUAUUAACUAUUACGAUUUAGUUUUUAUGGAUACUUUAAUGCAAAAUUUUGAUGAUGGAUGUUAA